UUUGGACUUUGGAUCCUUGUCUGGUCCGAUUGGGAAACCAUGAAGAAGUAGAAGUUGUGGUCUAAAGAAACCAGUUUUAACAGACACAUCAAUUUAUAGCUUUUGGGAGAGAGCAAGUUUGUUCCUUUAGUGUGCAAGUUUGGUUUUUAGAUAUGGGUUUUUUCAAGAAGUUGGCUGGUGUGUUUGGAUUUGGCCAAGAAGUGUUGAAAAAUGAGGAAGAUGAUAAUGAGAAUACAGGAAUCGAUGAUUCCGGGGACGGAGAUGAGCCGAGAUUCCGUGAAACCGGAUUACCAAGGAAAGGAUUUGGGGUUCCGGUUCAAGUCGCCGUCGAAAGGUCCAAUCUUGCUCCUCUUCUUCAGCCUUGCGCCGCCGGAGAUGGUGGUAUUCAGGGACUAAGAUGGUAUACGAAAAGGCUAAGGGUUGAUGAAGAUGGGGAUGUUGCAAAUGAGUUUUUGGAAGAGGGAGAGAAACUGACAGACGCAGAAGAUGAUCAUAACUGUAGUAAGACUAUGCCAAGACUCCAAAUUAAACGCAAAACGAAACCUGCAAAAGUAAGAGGACUGGUUGUGUCUCCUGAUGGGAAAUUCCAGCAAUGUAUUGAACAUCAAGGAAGUUUAUUUAUAGUAUGAAUGAUUUUGGAACACUGAAGAGGUUAGGACAGGUUUCUGUUUCAUCAGGAAACACAAGAUUUGAAUGUGUAAAAGAGGGAAGCAAAUAGAGUUGCAGACAUACUGGCGAGAAAGGGAAAUGAUCAGUUUCGCUCUGUUUGUGUCUUUGAACUAUAUUCCAAUUUGGUUUAUCGAGUCUGUACAAACUGAUUUGAUUCAUCUUAUUUCAUUUUUUGAUAAUGCAUUGAGAAUCAAUUCAAGGAUGAUUACUUA
Capsella rubella is the source of this 881-nucleotide messenger RNA. RefSeq lists its product as uncharacterized. NCBI's taxonomy places the organism in Eukaryota, Viridiplantae, Streptophyta, Magnoliopsida, Brassicales, Brassicaceae. The transcript has 2 exons. Bases 153 to 629 code for a protein of 158 amino acids. The record is from RefSeq and is a predicted model, not a curated record.